CCAAAUUCAAACAGCCUAGCCGCUCAGCAGCAUCUAAGAAAAACAACUUUUUUUUACUUUAACUUUUUUUAACUUACAGUAUUUUGAUACGUUCGAAAUUUAACAUUUCAAAUUACACAAUAAAAAAUAAACAGUGAAAAUGAAGGCCUACUCAGUCGUCGGAAACAAGAAGAAAGUGACCAUGCAGAUAAACGCAUCCCGUCUAAAAAUCGUCGGCAACAACUGCAUAGUGCGAGUUACGUGCAACCAGGGCGAAAUCGAAGUGAUCGGCAACGAUUGCUUCGUGGAAGUGGCUGAUAAUUACGGGAAUAUUAAUUUAGUGGGAGCUAAUGGAGAAGUGUCCAUUGGGAAGAGAUGGAAAGGAGAUAAAAUCAAUCUAGUUGGACCACAUCGGUUGGAAGUGGCCGGGAAGAAGAAAACAGUUGGUUACGAAGCCCAGCUGUCUCCAAUGUCGCCUUUCAGCAAGGAUUUAGACGAUGUCAUCGAGUCUAUCUUCACAUUCGUGAUGCGAUGAAGAAAUAAUUAGAACAGUGAAUUGUGAAAUGAGAAUCACAAGACAUUUUGUGUUAAAGUGUUUAAAAGUGCUGUCUUCUUGAAGAUUCAUGGACUACAGUGUGUACGCGGGUCUACAUUUUUAAUAGACCAAAAGUAACCACUAAAACGAAAGUUCUCUAAGUAUAGAGGUAGGUAAUUGUCUUUGAAAAGUAUAUUGAGACUGGCGAUUUUGUAAUAAUAAUAAAAAAUAAGAUACUCGUA
Molecule: messenger RNA, 756 nt
Organism: Plodia interpunctella (Indianmeal moth)
Lineage: Eukaryota; Metazoa; Arthropoda; Insecta; Lepidoptera; Pyralidae
Gene: pirk
Product: poor Imd response upon knock-in
Exons: 1
Coding region: 140-514 (124 amino acids)
Source: RefSeq, a predicted model, not a curated record